AUCAGCUACUUAGGAUAUACCAUUCAUUGCACUCUUAAGACACCAUCAUGGCGGCGUUACUGUUGUUGGCCUUGGCCUCCGUUAUUUCCAUGGGAUACUGUGAUAACUACACCGUCACAAAAGAAGCCUGGUUUGACAUUGAAAUCCGGGAUUUUGACGGACCCGGAGAGGAUUACAGGGGAAGAUUUGUGAUCGGACUUUUCGGAGAAACCACACCAAUGACAGUCAUGAACUUCGCCUCCAUCACAAACGGAUUUGAAAGAACAACAAAAUCGGGGAGAAAAGAGAAACUAACCUACAAGAGCACGAACUUCCACCGAGUUAUUCCCGACUUUCUCAUCCAGGGGGGAGAUAUCACGGUUGGGGAUGGAACAGGAGGUCAGAGCAUUUAUGGCUCCAAAUUUGUUGACGAGAACUUCAUCCUGAGUCACAAAGCCGCUGGUUACGUAUCCAUGGCAAACCACGGACAAGACACAAACGGUUCUCAGUUCUUCAUCAUGUUGACAAAGGCCAGAUGGUUGGACAAUAAGCACGUCGUGUUCGGCAAGGUCGUCAAGGGAAUGGAUACCGUCAAUGCUAUUGGAAAUGUCAAGACAGACGAUACCGCCAGACCCAAGAACCGAGUUAAGAUUGUUGACUGUGGAUGUGAAGACGUCAAGAAGUACACCCUGACAGAGGCUGAGGCAAAGUCUGACGAGGACCUUGACCGAGAAUAGAUUACACAAUUCAUUUCAAUUCACUGACACAAUUUAUCAGUUCACGUACAUCAUAUUCAUUUUUCACUUGAGGCUUGUAUUACAGUAUGGAGCAUGAAAUUUUUUAGUAAAUAA
Liolophura sinensis is the source of this 830-nucleotide messenger RNA. RefSeq lists its product as uncharacterized. Gene Ontology annotation, molecular function: peptidyl-prolyl cis-trans isomerase activity; cyclosporin A binding. The record is from RefSeq and is a predicted model, not a curated record. Gene Ontology annotation, cellular component: cytoplasm; intracellular membrane-bounded organelle. Gene Ontology annotation, biological process: protein folding; protein peptidyl-prolyl isomerization. NCBI's taxonomy places the organism in Eukaryota, Metazoa, Mollusca, Polyplacophora, Chitonida, Chitonidae. The coding region runs from base 48 to 716 and encodes 222 amino acids. The transcript is spliced from 5 exons.